GCUGGUGGGUUAACGCAGAGUCCUCCCGCAGACGUCCAUGUGACAGAUCGCCUCUCAUCCAGCCCUCGGGUUCAGGGUUUGCCCCUGCUGGCCAGCGCCAAUCUGAAAUGGGUAUGAGGAGGGGGCGGGAAGGUUAGUUUGAAGAGGGCAGAGCAUUGCGAGAGGAAGCCGAGUCCUCUUCUUAUUUCACCGCUGGAGAGAUUUACAAAAGACAUUUAUAUAUAUAUUUAUAUAUAUAUAUUCCAAAGCCAGUGGACAGUGAGAGCUGAGGGAGGAAUCGGUCGGACCAAUCGUCAGAACCUCAUUAACUCCGAGGAAACCGAGAGAGAGACAGAGAAGAGGGAGAGAAGAGGGAGAGAAGGAAGAACACGCGCCGUAUCCUGCUGCUGCUGCUGCCGGAGUCUCCCAUUCAAACUGAUAUGGCUGGUGCACUUUGGAAACCCAAAUCGCUGGACUCGGGCUUGUGGAUCUUUCUCCUGCUCCUCACCCUCCUUUCUCACGCCAGGGCAGUAGUUGGACACAGAGAGCCGUUGCCUGAUGAUAGUAAAGACAAUAUCACUAUUUUCACCCGAAUCCUAGACAGGCUGUUGGAUGGAUAUGACAACAGGCUACGUCCCGGGCUGGGAGAGAGUGUGACAGAAGUGAGGACAAACAUCUACGUGACGAGCUUUGGGCCAGUGUCAGACACAGACAUGGAGUACACCAUCGAUGUCUUCUUCCGUCAGAGUUGGCGGGACGAGAGGCUUAAGUUUGAUGGGCCCAUGCAAGUUUUGCCCCUAAACAACCUCCUGGCCAGUAAGAUAUGGACUCCGGAUACCUUUUUUCACAAUGGAAAGAAAUCCGUCGCCCACAACAUGACAACUCCCAACAAACUGCUUCGGCUGGUUGACAACGGCACACUCCUCUACACCAUGAGGUUGACCAUUCAUGCCGAGUGCCCCAUGCACCUGGAGGAUUUCCCCAUGGAUGCACAUGCCUGUCCUUUGAAGUUUGGAAGUUAUGCUUACACCAAUAAUGAAGUGAUCUACCUGUGGACCCAGGGCGACGAGAGGUCCGUCGCCGUGGCGGAGGACGGCUCGAGGCUGAACCAGUAUGACUUACUGGGACAUGUUAUUGGCAAAGAGACCAUCAGCUCCAGCACAGGUAGACUAGGAGAAUAUGUAGUGAUGACGACAUAUUUCCAUUUGAAGAGGAAAAUUGGCUAUUUUGUGAUUCAAACCUACCUGCCGUGCAUCAUGACCGUCAUCCUGUCUCAGGUCUCCUUCUGGUUAAACAGAGAAUCGGUUCCUGCUCGCACUGUGUUUGGGGUCACCACCGUCCUAACCAUGACCACCCUGAGCAUCAGUGCUAGAAACUCCCUCCCCAAGGUGGCCUACGCCACGGCCAUGGACUGGUUCAUGGCCGUGUGUUACGCCUUUGUCUUCUCUGCCCUGAUUGAGUUUGCCACCGUCAACUACUUCACCAAGCGCAGCUGGGCAUGGGAUGGGAAAAAGGAGGGCAUGGAAAUAAGGGAACCGUUUCAGGCUAACAUGGCCAGGAUUAACGAUAUGAGGAGAGAAUCGGCGACCUUGUCCAAAAAGGCAAACAACACCUUCAACAUUGUCGGAACCACCUACGCCAUCAACGUAGCCAAAGACCAAGGAUUAACAACCAUUUCCAAAAGUGCCCCUGGAGCAUCAGCCAAACACCAGUAUCUGCAUAGAAUGGAUGACCCCUACACAGAGGCCAAGAAGUCCUACAACCGUGUCAGCAAAGUGGACAAGAUAUCACGCAUCAUUUUCCCAGUUCUGUUCUUCAUCUUCAACUUAGGCUACUGGGCCACGUACGUCAACAGGAAGCCCGCUAUCAUGAAGGCAAACAACCUAAACUGAAUUUCACCCGAUGCUAGGCCUGGUUUGGUUCAGAGUGUAGACAGGUUUGCAGAAGGCCAAGUCCAUUACAUCUUAUUGGGUGUGCGUGUGUGUGUGUGUAUGCGUGUGCGCGCGUCUUUCGUGCGUUGGUUUUUUCUUAAGAGUUUGAUAUUUUGCACGUCUGUAUAGAUGGAAGGCAAAUUUGAACACUAGAUUCCCAUGUAGUAGUGGAGUCGGAGGGAGAACAUCCUCACAUCCAACUGUGUUUGUGUAGUUUCUUUUCUCCCCUCCACACUUAGCUCUGGCCCUGUUCCCUUUUGUGAGUAAUCUUGUGUUCCUUUGCUGUAUCUUGCUUGCCGUUUUGUAGAGUAGUCAAAUUGUGUUUUCACAUGUUUGCGCUUUGCUUGUAAUAAGUUAGAGCAAAGCAUGCGUUGACGUUUCCACUGUAGCUCAUUACCAUGAUAAGGUUUUGACACAUCCAUCAAGUCAACGGCAUGCACGCACGCACACACACACACAGAGGAGCCAUUUGUCGGUCGCUUUACCAUUAAUAAUCUUCCGAGUCUGGCCUUCAGCUUACAUUGAUCGCAACAGACCCAAUGCAGUAUCAUCUGGAAUUGCUUCUGCAUCCCAUGGGGGAUGUACGUUUUUCUAGUCCAGUGGCUUGUAUUGUUUUAACUGGCUGACUGUGUUCAAUGACAAAGAAGCUAUGUGCCUUGUUGAAUACACACAUCAUAUAGGAAAAGGCGUUGACACACUCACAUGCAUAUACAGCGCACACAUGCACCAAGGUCUGUGUGCAUACUACAUGUAAACAUAUACUGGUGUCCACCAGCUCCGUACAAUGCUGUAUGUGGCUGUGCCCCGCCCACCCACAGCCCGUGGGCUUGGGCACCGAGUGUAAAAUUGCUCAUUAGUGUGGAAGGUUAACAGAGCUCUGCCUGUGAAAAGAUGAAGCAAAGAGAUUAAAGGAUCCAGCGUAGUCCAGAACAAUUAUCAUGUGCAUUUAUGUUUUGGCUCCUGGUGUGGUGUCUCAAUGGGCCGAGCAGACAUAACAAACUACCACCAUUACCUCAGACGGAAGUCGAAUUCUGAAUUGCAGUUUAUUUUUUCCAUGGAAAUAACGCAGAGGUUUUAUGAAUUAAAAUCACACCAGACACUUUCUUUAAGUAUACUGUGGGCAGGCACCCUGGUGCCUUUAUUUCUUUGUUUUCUCUUCAGUCACUGUAGCUGUUCAGCUCCAUUAUGAUUUUCUGCAUUUCUGCCUUGUCACCAUAAGAAAGAGAUUGAUUCAUGUUGUACUUCUGCCCUUUUAUACUUGAUUGUGUAAGUAUAUUGGUGUUGAUUUGGUUGUCUACAUACAGUAUGCUGUACUGUUUGUGUUUUGUAGUAGACAACAAAAGGCCAAUAUGUCAGUCAUUCAGUAUUUCUAAACAAAUGUUGGAGAUAUUUCAUCAUCACCGGAGAUUAAUGCCUAGUUUCGGUUGCAAAAAAAUUAUGAACUAAAUUGAAUUGUUGUGAUCACACUGAAUAGCAAACCAGUCAAGCAGAUUCUUCGUUUCAAAUUUUUUCAAAAGUCAGAAUUGUAUCCAGAGGUGGCAACUGUCUCCAACUUUUGUUUGAAUUUUUGUUGAGUGUUGAAUUUGUGUGUUUAUACAAAUGUUAAAUGAAUAUAAAGCAAUUUCUGUUGCUUUUUUUGCUGGAUGCACUCUGGAUAUGUUUGCAUCAUCUCUAAUUAUGGACACUUAGACUGUACUUAAAACCCAGACGUGCAGUGGAACUCAUCAAAGUGUAUCUUCAGUGGUAAGCUUAGGAGAAUGAGUGAACUGUGUUCUGUGCACAAACCAUGCACAAUGUAUCAGUCAUAGGUUAAUGCAUGACAAUCUGUACACGUGUCUGUCUGCAACCUCCAAUAAUGACAUCUGUCACACUGAAAUAGGGCUUAGUAUCAAUGUUUCUGCAGUUCAUCCCAGUUGCUCAUGAAUUAUCUACGCAACCUCAGCAUCUUCUCCAUAAACGCACUUGAACUUCAAUUAUUUGUGCACAUUGAUGUGAUGCAAAUCAUUUACAGAUGGCUCUGAAAGUGUUUUUUCCCCCUCAUAGUGCAUAGAUUAUAGAUCUAAGUCUAUAUACCAACACACAAAUCAGGUUAUACAUCCAUCUCUGUCAAACCUAGAAAUACAAGAUGAGGAAAAGAAGCCAGUUUGCAUCCAAGUAUGGAGAUGCAUGACCACACAAACUACAGUUUAGUUCCCACCUUGAUGGCUUUUCAAACUAAUAGUUCAAUAGUACCAAUUCAAGUUAGAUUUAACAAAAUGAAGGGUUGUUAUUCUUUAUCUUGUUCAUAUAGAUUAUGAACAACAGAUCAGACACUUGCCAAACUUGUCAAAAGUCUUCAUCCUACAUGUGGACCAUAGCGAUCCAGAGACUUGGAACAUUAAUGAAUAUCUCCUGGAAAACCAUUUUAUAUACCCAAACAAAACACAUUUUUUAGACAAUAGAUAAAUCAUGUUAAUUUAAAACUCAUUUUAUAUUCAUGUCAAAUGUAUAAUUUAAAAUCAAUGUGUCAAUGUUGAAAAGCAAUAUAAAAUAUUUCCACACAUUACUCCUGACCAUGGGGAAAUGGAGACCAGUCAUCAUCAGCUGACACGGGAUCCCUUUUUGAAUUCAUGAAUUGAUACCGUGAGACUGAUUCAUGAUACACAUCUGCUGUGGGUGUUCAAAGCCUGCUGGCUGCUGCUAAUUCAGGAUCUGAUGACACGCAGUGCUAAUGUUUAUGUAUGAGUUCUCUGAGUAAUGUGAUCGUGGUACUUUGGUUAAGUAGAUUGAAGCAGCAGCCGCUGAGUAUUGGAUGUGGAUUUUGUGGAUUUUUGAAAUAAAUUGCCUCAGAGACGGUCAUAAGCAUCACCAAUACGCAGAAUCACCUUUGGCCAGUUGACACGACCAGUAUCUUGAAUUAAGUGGGAACCAAAGACGCAUUCACAAUAUCAUCCGUGUUCAAACUGCUGCUACUGAAUGGGAUUUCAUUCUGUUCACACAAAAAAACACAUUUAUAAAAUUAUAGAUUUUAAAAUGUCAAAAUAGUCAUUUUAAUAGAGCUAUGUCCCCCAUAGAAGUAAUAGGAAUUAUAUACAUCAAAAAACGUAAGGCAUUUCUUCAAUAUCUUAUCAUCUGAAAUAGUUUAUCAGGAGAUUCAUUUAGAUUUUGGUGUACUCCAUCUGUGAUGUGACACUUGAAUGUCUAUUAAAUUCACUCAUCAUACUGUGUGUUAACUUAUUUCUGUAUGUGUUGCCGAGUAAAGUAUUCAGGAUUACAUUUUAACUUGUGUUGAAGGGUAGCAAAAAGAGGAGGGGGGGACUUUCAACGCCACAAAACCACAACCUCCGCAGCUGAACUACAGUAGAAUCUCUGUCAUCCAACCUGCUCAGACUCAAUAGCCAUAGCAAAGAAAAGAAUUUACAAAAUAAGAGAUGACUGAUCUUUAAAAAAAGAUUUCUCAUAAUAAAAAUGUAUAAUUUUAAUUUGUAUGCAUGUACACGUGGCAUAUGAAGACAAAAGUAUGUGGUUACUUUUUCUUCCAACCACCUUCCUCCCUGAGGGGUUUUGGUAAACAGAGCUCUACUGUAUCAUCGCCCUGUAGGUUUGGUUGGGAUUGUAUUAUUCAUGUGAUACUUUCCUCACAGGGCCAGAGUUAACUUUAACAGAAACAUGUCAUCCUAUAAGAUACAGUAUAUUAAGAGUAUAUUACUAUAUGAAUACAUUUAUGCUAUUCAGUAAAGUAUUAAAUAUUAUAUGUUUUAUACGACAUAACCUCUUCAGCAUUGAUGCAAACCUCUCGUUGGUAGAAAGCCGUAGGCAAUUAGAUACGCUGAACAAAUUAUUAAACUAAGUGGCAACAAACUGAGAAGUGUUACCAAGUUGUGAAUUUGUAGAUAUAGUGAGAUCAAUUCAAAUAGUUUUUGUGAAUAUUGAUAUGUCACGUCAUUUAUUUUUACAUCUGGUAGGUACUGCUAUCUUGUGCUCUGUAACACUACGUGUUAUGGCAUUUAAAAGACGUACACUAGAGGUAAUAUUCACCAAGCUACUUGCAAGAUCAGUACCCUGUGUGCACUUUUCAAACCUAACUGUGAACUAGCAGCUGUCUGCAAACAGAGUUGGACACACCGUGUUCCCUCUGCUGUGAUUCCACUGCAUGUCCCUACGCAUUGAGAUCUCAUAGACUAUCUACACAAAGACAGCUCCAGGAAACGAGGGUUGGACUGUUUUUGUUCGGAGAUUGUUCUCUGUAUGCUCAGUGACUGGACUCUGUAUGUUGCCCUUUCUCGUUCAUGUGCUUACUGUAUGAGAUGUAGCAAAUUGAAAUGGGGAUUAAAAGGACGUUGCAUUUUA
Molecule: messenger RNA, 6239 nt
Organism: Scophthalmus maximus (turbot)
Lineage: Eukaryota; Metazoa; Chordata; Actinopteri; Pleuronectiformes; Scophthalmidae
Gene: gabra3
Product: gamma-aminobutyric acid type A receptor subunit alpha3
Exons: 11
Coding region: 420-1871 (483 amino acids)
Biological process (GO): monoatomic ion transmembrane transport; signal transduction; synaptic transmission, GABAergic
Cellular component (GO): synapse; postsynapse; dendrite membrane
Molecular function (GO): GABA-gated chloride ion channel activity; benzodiazepine receptor activity; inhibitory extracellular ligand-gated monoatomic ion channel activity
Source: RefSeq, a predicted model, not a curated record